AUGUCUUUUAACGUAUUCUCUAUUCACAAUGAUGAUACUUUCUGCACAAGUUGUAACAUAAAUCUCACAACCAAUACUAACUUUAACCGUCAUCAAAGAAUCAUCCAUGGGCGUGCAAGUAACGCACAUGUUGAUUCUCCUACAAACGAUAACCAUAAUCCAGUAGAUGAAACCGCUGAAACCGCCGAUGCCAAUGAUUAUUUUGAUAGCUCGGAAGAGGAUGACGGUGCUAACCUUGCCUAUCCGUUUGAAUCUGAUGAUGAGUCUCUUUCUGACUCUAAUCCUUUUUAUCCUUUUAAAAAUGAAAUGGAAAUGAAGAUCUUGAUGUUCUUUAAGGGUUCACAAGACAGAACAUCCAUCCGAUUAAUAAAGAAGACCAUGCAUUUGCUGCGCGAAUUGAUUACGACAUCCCUUCAAGAAAGGGAUUUGAUUCAGCAAAGACCAGAAGGAUUUAAUCCUCUGCGCAACAUACCAAAGGAUGAUCGUAUUUGCAAAAGCCAUGACACCAGAAGAAAAUUCCCUCGUCUUGAAGUUGAUAAGGCUACUAUUCCAAAGGGAGAUGACCGGUCUGUGGAAUUAUUUUUCAUAAAGCCCUCGAAUCAUUUGCGAUUGGUUAUGGCUAAUCAGCAAAAAACUAAACUUUUUAAAUCGUUACCAGAUUUCACUCCAAACCAGCGUUAUCAUUUGAAUCAAGGACGGAAAUGGAAAGAUAAUAAACAUUUCCAGUUGCCAAUGGUAGCUAAAGAAUUCACAAAUGCUGAUACGGAUUUUUGGAUUGGUGAUGUAGUCAGUACCCGCCCAAAUCAACGACAACGCCAACAACAGCUAUAUAUUAUCGCUAAAUUUCUGACAGUGAACGAUGGCCUCUUUGUCAACGUUUUUCCCAUCGAUUUUACAGAUAAUUUCCAGUCAGCAGCUAUUGAUUCAACUGGAUCCAACAUUCCUGUAACAGAUAUACUUUUUUGUAUGACGGUUUUGCAGCUUCAUGAACAAUGCCAUCCUCGAUUAUGCUCCAAAAUAAUUGACAAUAGUGGUGAAGUGAGAUAUACAUCUUUCAAUCAACUGAUUCCACGCCAUUUUGUCAUGAUGACUGAAGGCCUCAAAUUUCGUGAGCGAGUACCAUAUGUCAGUUCGAAUCGACAAAUGACAGUUCGGGUAGUUCCUAUUUCUUUGUUUUCGGACCAUACUAGCGGCAAUAGAUCUAAAAAAUGGAACUGAUUUCACAGCUGGGUGAUGAACAUUGCUGCGUUCGAUCUUGAGGAGAGCAACAAGUACGAAAAUCAUUUCUUUCUGUGUACCAGUAAUCACAAAGUCACCGCAAUGGAAAUGGUUAAGCCUUUGACAGAAGAUUUACUCGAUCUGGAAAAAGG
This is a messenger RNA of Mucor mucedo, 1370 nucleotides long. RefSeq lists its product as uncharacterized. The transcript is spliced from 3 exons. The coding region runs from base 1 to 1218 and encodes 405 amino acids. Lineage: Eukaryota; Fungi; Mucoromycota; Mucoromycetes; Mucorales; Mucoraceae. The record is from RefSeq and is a predicted model, not a curated record.